CAACGCCCUCCAGUUUGUCGGCGUUUGUGGCAGAGCGCGCCUGCGGAGUUCGGCGCUCUCCCCGGGGGUGAACGGGUGACAGAAAGCGAAGAGCCGCCGGUGACAGGAGAAUGAGCGGGGGCAAGACGUCCAGGGAACACCUAGCCAAUGGCGGCGUGAAAGUGUCCGUGUGGAGUAAAGUGCUGAAGUGUAAUGCGGCCUGGGAGGACAAGGAUGAGUUUCUAGAUGUGAUCUAUUGGUUUCGACAAUUAAUUGCAAUUUUUUUAGGAGUCAUCUGGGGAGUUGUUCCACUUAAAGGAUUCUUGGGAAUAGCAAUAUUUUGUCUCAUCAAUGCUGGACUUUUGUACCUCUACUUUAGCAGCUUCCAGCAAGUAGACGAGGAGGAGUAUGGCGGAACCUGGGAGUUAACAAAAGAGGGAUUCAUGACAUCUUUUGCAUUGUUUUUGGUGGUUUGGAUAAUUUUUUACACUGCAGUUCACUUUGAUUGAAGACUGAAAAUAGCUGCCGGUCCCUGUCAAGUUUAAAUUACAAAAGAGAAAUUAAAACACUUCAACUGUGUUUGCAUUAUGAAAACUGGCAAUAGUUCAAAUGUUUUUUGCCAUCAAAUCACGGGACCUGUGAUGAAACCUUGGGAUAUCUUGCAGGAAGCAGUAUUCCCACAGAGGCUGUUUUAAUGUCUGCAAUAAUGUAUGGAACAUCCCAGGAAUCUUACAAGAUGUGGAUCUCUAUUUUAAGACUGUUUCAAGAGCUCCAGAAGCAUUGAAAUCUGACGACCAUGUCAAAGUGCAGCUUCAUUGUGUCAUCCCCUGUAAUGUCGGUACUCUUUGUUAGUAUCUGUUUUAAUUUAACAAAUGUAAAUUACUUGUAGAAUUGGAGAAGAAACAUUAAUUUUUGACUUGUACAUCUUUCAGAGUUUGUAUUUCAGUCUUUAUAAUGGAAAAUGAUUGCACCUUGGGUGGCAUUAAAAUUACAAGAGUGUUUUGUACCUGUUUUAAAGAUCCAAGUAUUCAGCCAGCAUUUCAAAAUUACGCUCAUCUGGUAAAGGCCUAUUUUGAAUUUCCCAUCCUGACUCCUAUUGUCUUCCUCCUUUUUCUGUUUUGAUGCAAAGAUGUCUGGUUACAUGGAUAGCUACCAAACACUUGAUUUUUGGGAUACAGUGUUUUGAAAGCUUUAACUGUCUAGUAAAUAUCAGAACAUUGCCUAUCAGUAGAAAACCACCUUGUCUGUCCAGGCUAGUCCAUGUAUUUGUUUAAUACCUUUUAUAGUGUGGACUUAGUGGGCCAGAGGGCCUGUUUCCACACUGUAGGGAUUGUGUGAUCUGUGAUCAUGAGAUAUUCAUGCACCAUCCAAUUGUUUGUUUUUGUUUUAAAACUGAGACUUUCCAGGAGAGACAAUAAAAACAUUUUAAAACCUGGGUCAAUGUUUGAGGAGAAAAUCUUGAUAUUUCCUCUCCUUGCCUACCAGAUUGAAACUAGUCCAGAAAAUCACUGGCAUCUGUUAAUUCCUUCCAUUCCUUCCUUUUUUUGUAAGAGGUAACCUUAGCCACAUGUAGAAGCAGAUGCAACUCUUGCUUGAAGAAAUUUGAUGAAUUAGUGUCUACUACUCAGCUCUGGUAGUCUGUGACAAAAGAACCACUAAGGCCUCAUCUUACCCAUCUUAAAAAGUAAUGACCAUUGGUCCUCACCGGUCUCUUGAAUUGUAACAAAUUGCCAACUUUCGAGCGACUUAGUCCUUGCGUCCUCCUGUUCAAUUUGUCCUUGUGUCUGCUCUUCUCAAAAGUGGGGACCUAGCUCUCUUCUCUUGAUAAAUUCUAUUUUAAUACUUAAAAUGAGGUGUAAAACUAUAUAAAUGAGGCUCGGUAAUGGGAGAAGUUAAUAUGCAACUUGAGUGACCUACUAGAUUGUAUUAGUGCUGAAGGAGUGCAGUCGGUACUGCAUGUGGAAUUUGAGGUGAUCUCAAUUAUUAAAAUAUUCUCCAAAUAAGAUCACAGCUCUAUGGCUCAAUGUUCAAAUGUUGCUUUGCACCCUGAUGUUAUAGUUAAUAUUUUCAUUGCUGUGACCCACUUUCUUACAAAAUCCCAGUCUCUAGAUUUUUCUCUGGUGUUUCAUAGUAUGCAGUCUGUUUCAAUCUGAUGGACUGUGAAUUUUCAACAAAACUCCUCUUUAUUUCUUCUGUGCACCAAGGUUCAAAUGAUCUGAAGAUUUUUUUUUAAAGUUUGAUAAGAAGGAUGUGCCUGAGAGCCUUUAGAUAGUUGUCAGUGAAUUCAGCAGCCACUUUUGAGCUGCCUUUGAAAAGAUGAAAAACAGAAAGAGUUUAUUUGGGCAUUAGAAGAACAAAAGGCUAAGGCUUGUGCUUUGUCCAUAUUUGCUAUGAAUCUUUUUGUGGUAGCCCUGCCGGAUGCAGUGAGCAAGAGCUCAAUGCUCCAUGGAUUUGAGUUUAAACAGACUACAUCUUUCUUACUCAUCCCACUCAAUUGGAGUUGGAACCACAGCUAUGAUAGUCAUUUCACUUGUGUGUGUGUUGAGUAUGUUUCAAUGAUUUGUAUGCAGAAAGUCCCUGUUAAGGGAUUACAGGAGAGCCACAUUCCUCAAAGCAAUCAUAACUUCGUGAGAAGAUUUGCGGAUGCUGAGGAAGGGUCACCACACCCAAAGCAUUAACUCUGAUUUCUCUUCACAGAUGUUGGCAGACCUGCUGAGGUUUUCCAGCAAAUUCUGUUUUUUAUUGCUGAUCGUAGCUUCUGGUUCUGUGUGACAGAACCAUGCUGAUCACUGCUGUAGAGGCCUUGCAAAGAAAAGGGAGUAAAUAUUCCAUUCAAUUUAAAGAUGGUCUUGCACAUUUGUAUCCUGUCUUGAGCAUGGACAUAGUUUAAAUAUCAAAAUAAAAAUACAAUUUACUUUGA
Stegostoma tigrinum is the source of this 2899-nucleotide messenger RNA. It is a transcript of the gene rab5if, whose product is annotated as RAB5 interacting factor. The coding region runs from base 111 to 488 and encodes 125 amino acids. The transcript is spliced from 4 exons. NCBI's taxonomy places the organism in Eukaryota, Metazoa, Chordata, Chondrichthyes, Orectolobiformes, Stegostomatidae. Gene Ontology annotation, biological process: mitochondrial respirasome assembly. The record is from RefSeq and is a predicted model, not a curated record.